Parnassius mnemosyne (clouded apollo) is the source of this 2289-nucleotide messenger RNA. The record is from the annotation of a GenBank genome assembly. NCBI's taxonomy places the organism in Eukaryota, Metazoa, Arthropoda, Insecta, Lepidoptera, Papilionidae.
AUGCUUAAAAAAACUAAUAAAAAUUUAAAAUUUUCAGGUUCUGUGAGGACAUUGACAUACAAUUAUGUCCAAAUUAAACCUUUCGCGACGAAAAUCAAAUACUUGCAGUCGGAGAUAAGCCGUUUAAAGAAUAGAGGGCAAUCCUUCAAGGCAAGGCUAGCAAAUGCUGCGAAAUUAUCUAAGGAAACAGUAUUUCAGCAAGUUGUCAAAAAUAUGAGGAAACCUGCCCAGUUAUUUGUCCAUAUGCAGAUGCAAUGUUUAAAGAAACCCAAAGGUAGACGAUUUACAAUGGAUGAAAAAAUCCUUGCAUUAUCAAUGUAUAAAAAAAGUCCAAAAGCCUAUUCAUUAUUAUAUAAAUAUUUUACAUUGCCCUCAUCAAAAGCAAUGAAACGGUUGCUCAGUCAAAUUAAAUUGUGCCCUGGUAUUAAUCCCAUUUUAUUUGAAAAAAUUAAAAAGACUGUACUCGAAAAGGAUACUCCUGAUCGACUUUGCAGUCUUAUAUUUGAUGAGAUGUCUUUGACUCCCCAAAUAUUUUAUAAUAAUCAAAAAGAUGCAUUUGAAGGGUUUGCCACUUCUCAAGUUACAAAAUUUGCUGACCAUGCUCUUGUUUUUAUGGUAAAAGGCUUAAAACAAAAUUUUAAACAGCCGGUCGCCUAUUAUUUUACCAAUAGCUUGCAAAAAAAUGAGCUUAAACCUUUGAUUAAAUGUGUCAUAACUGAAGUCCAAAAAUCUGGCCUAAUAUUAAUUAAUACUGUAUGUGACCAAAGCUCUGUAAAUGUUGGUGCUAUAACAGAUUUAGUUCAUGACACAAGAGCGAGGUUUUUGCGACUUGAUAAAGAGUGGCGCCAUGAUGUAUUUACUAUUAAUGGUCACGAUAUUAUUCCAUUGUAUGAUGUUCCUCAUUUAUUGAAAGGAAUUAGAAACAAUUUAUUGAGUAAAGAUAUGAUGUAUAAAUCAAACAAUGAAAAUAAAAUAGUUAAAUGGCAAUAUUAUCAGCAGGUAUAUACAGCUGAUAAAUCACAUGGGGAGCUCCGAUUAUUAAAUAAAAUAACGGAAGAACAUAUUGUCCCCGAGAAAAUAAAUAAAAUGAGGGUCAAAUCUGCAACACAGGUUUUCAGCCACAGUGUGGCUGUGGUUACUGACCAUUUGAUAGCAAGAGGUGAUUUGCCAGUAGAAUGUAAGCAAUUAAUUGAAAUAACUUUGCUACUUGAUAAUUUAUUUGACAGCCUCAAUGGUAGUACAUUUAGCAUACCCAAUGGUAAAAUUUAUAAAGGACCAAUUAAAAGGCACUCACCUCAUCACCAACUGUGGCUGAAAGCUAAAGAAAUUUUAAAAACUGUAAAAUUCAUCCAAAAAAAGGUUACUGGAAAUAAAGUAUGUUUAGUGGAAACGACUAUACCUUCUGUGACAAAUUUUAUUAAAACUAUCAACGGUAUGGAAGUAAUUUGCAAAGUUUUGUUUGAUAAAUACGGCUAUGAUACAGUGUUAACACGUAAUUUUAAUCAGGACCCUGUAGAAAACUUUUUUGGGAACAUCAGAAGCUAUGGAGCCAGAAAUAUUGCCCCUAACACUAUUUCAUUUGAAGGGGCAUUUAAAGCAUUAUUAUUAAACAAUUAUAAUCUACCACAAUCCAAAAAAUCUAACUGUGAAGAAGAUAUGAAUGAGUGCCUUCAAGGCCUUCAUUUUUUUCUUAAUGAAAAACAAAGUAAUACUGUCGAUUCUGAUGUUCCCACUGAAGACAAAAUUAUUUUAAAUGAUAAUUUGUUACUAAAUUAUUCACUACAAGCAGAUGCUGGGCAACGAAAUUAUGUAUGUGGUUGGGUCUUGACUAAAUGUUUAAAAAAAGUUGUAAAAUCGUGUAAAUAUUGUAGACAGAACCUAACAGAUUCAAACAACCAAAAUGCCAGUAAUAGUUUUAUAAAAGUUAAAGAAUAUAAUAAAAAAAAAUGGUUGUGUUAUCCCAAUGAAGCAUUGCAAAAUUGUUUCCAUGACCUACAAAAUAUUACAGAGUCAUUUCUAAAAAAAGACGUUUCGAAAUGUAACAUAAAAAAACAGAUUAAAUCAAUUGCAGAUGUACUUGUGGAAUAUCCUUUUGAUUGCUGUCGACAUAAAGAAACAUUGAUAGAAUAUUUCACAGAUGUUUCAAUUAAUAUUAUAUUGCAUAGUUGGUGUAGAUCCAUUAACCGUAUUUUAUCCGGCAAAUUGACAUAUGUUGAUGGUGAAGAUGAUGUAAAAAUUGCAGCGCAAACAUAUUAUAAUAAACAUAGGCAUUAUAAAAAUAAAAGAUGA